AUGGAUGCGCGGACUCAGGUGCGCGUUGACGGAACGCUCUGCCGCUCCUCGCUGGGAGAUGUAGCGGCGGCGGGCGGCGGGCGGUGGGCGGCGGGCGGCGGGCGGUGGGCGGCGGGUACCCUUGGCCGACCAGCGAGCACCGCACAACUUGCGUUGCUGCCUUUCUCUCCGGCCAUAUCCCUGUUGCAGCUCAUCAGCGAGGCAAUCCGAGUCAUCCCAGACUUCCCCAAGGCGAUGCUGCAGCCUGGGAUAGCGUUUCAAGAUGUGACCACUAUUCUGCUCGACCCUGCCGCAUUCAAGCACACCAUCGAAAUGUUGGUCGAGCGAUAUCGCAGCAUGGAAGUCGACGUGGUGGCAGGCUUCGAGGCGAGAGGCCUUAUUUUCGGCGCGCCCCUGGCCAUCGCUCUCGGCUGUGCAUUUGUGCCUCUGAGGAAGCCCGGCAAGCUGCCUGGCGCCACAAUCUCCGCCGAGUAUACCACAGAGUAUAGCGUCGACCAAAUCCAGAUGCAUGAAGGAGCGGUGCAGGAGGGGCAGCGGGUGGUGCUUGUGGAUGACCUCAUUGCAACAGGCGGCACGCUCCGGGCAGGCAUAGAGCUUAUCCAGAAGGCGAACGGCCAGGUGUUGGAGGCGGCCUGCAUCAUCGAACUGCCGGAGCUCCGGGGCCGCGAGAAGCUAGGAGGGCUGCCGCUGCACGUGCUAGUGACCAAGCAGGACUGCUUGUGA
Chlorella variabilis is the source of this 723-nucleotide messenger RNA. RefSeq lists its product as hypothetical. Lineage: Eukaryota; Viridiplantae; Chlorophyta; Trebouxiophyceae; Chlorellales; Chlorellaceae. The transcript has 4 exons. The coding region runs from base 1 to 723 and encodes 240 amino acids. The record is from RefSeq and is a predicted model, not a curated record. Gene Ontology annotation, molecular function: adenine phosphoribosyltransferase activity. Gene Ontology annotation, cellular component: cytoplasm; cytosol. Gene Ontology annotation, biological process: adenine salvage.